Pygocentrus nattereri (red-bellied piranha) is the source of this 1908-nucleotide messenger RNA. RefSeq lists its product as uncharacterized. The transcript has 11 exons. Bases 183 to 1664 code for a protein of 493 amino acids. Gene Ontology annotation, molecular function: zinc ion binding. The record is from RefSeq and is a predicted model, not a curated record. NCBI's taxonomy places the organism in Eukaryota, Metazoa, Chordata, Actinopteri, Characiformes, Serrasalmidae.
UCGGAAAUGACAUUGGCGGAAGGAAGUUUUAGAAAGUAAAAGAACCGCUGAACAGUGGCGCUUUCUGUCGAUGAGUACAAUUUAAACCGCUUGAAGGCUACAGAUAUUUUUGGUCAGGCCAUUCUGUUUACACACGAUCUAAAAUGUACCCACGGUGCCGUACGUAACAAGCAGUAGAACUCAUGGACAGCACACUACAAGACUCGAGAACAGAGGGCAGUCCUUUCCGAGAGCUGGAUGAGCAUGAAGCUGCUGAAUUUUUAAAUAAUGCCUGUCUGCUGGACGACAGCGACCUGCCGUUUGACGAACGAAGAGCCUCUCAUGAUUUUUCUUCUGUACUCAUUCCUGAAACUCCAAGUCCUGUUGUUUUUAGAAGAAAAGGCCAUUCCCAAGUAACUGAUAAUCAUAGUGGGGCUUCAGUAUGUGGUUCAGAUACCAAAAGAUCACAGACAGGGGAUGUGGUGCCAGGAUAUCUCCACACAACUCCAAACUCUCAAAGAACACUGAAGCGACGUAGACUCCGAGACACUGGAGCAAAUAUUCAAGAAUCACACUUAAAAGGAAAUGGAGGAAAUGGAUUUGUACCCGCCUCAUACCUUUUAACUUCUGACUAUACUUGGCUGGAGUCUCCUCGUGCGCCAUCCUCCACGUUUUCCUCCGCUUCCACUUCUACAGUUUCAUCUUCUGCUGGAGCUCCUGAACCCUCAGUGCUGGACGUUGCUGCUGGUCAAAGUUGCUUGACUGAGAUGUCCCCACGCAGACGAAUUUCUGAGCAAAAAAAGCUUAGAAUAAGUAAUAAGGAUCAGAAAGAACAGAAACCUAGAAGGAAAAGCACCAGAAUUAGUCCCAAGUCCUCUGGAUGUACAUCAACAGCACCUUUGCAGGGAGCAGAGGAAGAGACGUGCAUGCUAGAUACAGAUAAUGAGAGGAGAAAUGAGUCUAUGAAUCCUCCAGCUUGUCAAAUGCAGGAAGAGAUUGUGAUCAUAGAUGAGGAUGAGGAGGAUGAUGUGGUUGUUGAGGCCAUGGUUCGCUCCGUUCAAAUGGCUGAAGAUGAGGCAUUUGCAAGAAGUCUUCAGGAGCAGUUUGACCGAGAGGAACAGCUGCAUCAGGAGGAACGGAGAUCACAGACCACUCAGCCCAACAGACACGGACAUAACCACUCGGUUGAGUCCUAUGUAGGUUUAGGCUGGAUCUCUCCCUGGGCAUCCAUGGUCAACUCGCCAUCGUUCAGAAGCCUGGGGUUUGCAGAGCUGGAGCAGGCAAUGGUUCAUGGGCAGCCUGGUGGGCAAGCAAGACAGCCUCAAGCACGCCGGGGUCGCCGCAGACAGACUUCCCGCCUGCCUGUAGACCUGUUUGAUGACAGCCAGGGCAAUAACUAUGAAGCUCUCUUGGCAUUUGAGGAGCUUCAGGGAACUGCAGUGGCCAAGAACACUCUUAGUAAAGGGGAUAUAGAAAGACUUCCUACAAAAGUCUAUAACCCUACACAUAAUGCUGGGAAAACAGAGUGUCAGAUCUGUUUCUGUGACUACAAAGAAGGGGAGAAUCUGAGAAUGCUUCCAUGUCUCCAUGACUACCAUGUGAACUGUAUUGACCGCUGGUUAAAAGAGAGCUCCACGUGUCCUAUUUGCAGGGCAGAUGUGUCAGAGUGUGGUGGCUUCUCUUGACCUGUUCACUCAGGUCUGAAUCUCUACCUCACAGUAUAGAUGAAAUCAGUUGUAGUCACACCCCCCUUUUUAAACAAUGUCUUAUUCAAUGCAAAAAGAUGGACCAGCACAAAAUGCAUGAAGUAUUCUGACAACGUUCCAGAAAUGUUACAAGAGUGUGUUUUCAGCAGUCUUUCAGGUUCACAAGUUUUUAACUGCUGUUUUUUUUUUUUUUUUUUAAAUAAUAAAUUCAGUUUUUAGAUCA